Molecule: messenger RNA, 2998 nt
Organism: Drosophila simulans
Lineage: Eukaryota; Metazoa; Arthropoda; Insecta; Diptera; Drosophilidae
Exons: 2
Coding region: 1417-2427 (336 amino acids)
Source: RefSeq, a predicted model, not a curated record
CAGACGCAAAUAUGAUUUUUUUGUUGCCGUAUAAAGUAUAUAUUUUCUUGAUCAAGCUAUAUAGGCUAUAUAGCCAUGUCCUUUUGUUUGUCUUGUGCCUUGUUUUCAUUGCAGGUAGUAAACAAUCGAAACGGUUCGAAUCUGAUAAGACAAGGUAUACUAUUUAAGAUACUUAUUUUCUCGCGACUGUCUUUUCAAAGGUAAGCCCAAAAGUAAGCUUUACAGAAAGGCUUAAGUUGCGCAAACCGUUGAAAAGUCGGCCAUAUUCGUAGCCAACUUGUAAAAAAGUUAAAUGGUGUCGCCCAACAGUAUGUAAAGGGAAGGAAAAGCAAUAAGUUAAGUGCAACGUUACAGAGAUUGCUGCAAAAAGUCAACCUCUUUCGCCCACCGAUUCACCUCUUAGUGCCCAUCAUCCACUUGGGGAAGAUUAAACACACGGCGGCGAGGUGCACACCCCGCUGGCAUCUGGUGGCAAAUUCGGAGAGGCAAUUAGCACGCACGGACCUGCAAUUACUCGAAUUUACCCAUUGGGUACACUUUCCCAGGGCCAGAAACCUAUAUAGAAUAGUGCAACAAGUGCAAGGCCACCAGUUGGACUUGUGGCUGCGAACGUGCAACAGGGCAUCAAGGUGGCAAGGUGGUGAAAAGUGAAAACAGCCGAAACUCGCCUUUAAAGCAUUGUUUUCUAAUUAAAACCGACAUGCCUGAAUGGGCUUAGAAGCACGUGUUGUGCUCCCUGGAGCGUUAAUCUUCGAUCUGCCAAUGAGACGCCCACUUUUCAUCAGUGAAAAUUUACAUAAGUGGAAAUUGGGAAGUGGACGGUGGUCGGUUACCUCCACCCAAUCCGGUUACGCCUGACGGGCUAACAUUCUGCAUGUGUACACUCCCAAAAGCGUUCAUCAACAAAGUUUCAGAUACUAAUAAGACAAUUUAAUAACUAAGGUAGUCAAACCUUACUUUAAUACUUUACAUUACCUUAAGUAAUAGUAACAAUAUAGGUUAAGUAUAAAUCAAAUAGGUUAAAUAGAAUCAAAGAGUUUUCUGAACCUGAUUAUGUUACUCAAAAACCCGGUUUUAUAUAGGUUUUUGAGUUAUUUUAAAUGAAUUUAAAUUUUAAACCCAUUUUAACUGCCCUAUUUCUCUUCGUGUGGGCCAGGUAAAAGUCUUGAUUGUGAAAAUCUAUCUGGGGGAUCAACUAGGCGCUUGACCGCAAGCAAAAGCCACAGCAUUUUUCGGCGAAAGGCCGUAAAAUCGCUCGACCAGAGAGCACCAUAAAUUGUCGAAUGGCCCGUAGAAUUUGGUCUACAAAGAUCUCGGAACACUCACCUCCUCACAGUUCAAUUCUUGACGGCGUGCGGAGUGCGUGUGUGAAGUGGCAAGCCCAGCCGAAGGAUCCGCAGGAAAAUUGAAUCAACAAUGUGGCAGCGACAGGUGUUGGUGCUCGGCAUUUGCGGGCUCAUAACAAUGGAGGUGGCGAGGUGCAGCGCCAGUCGCUUUAAUGGCGCCACUUCCGCCGGCAACCAGAACCCGCAGCUAAAGCUGGAGAUGAAUGCUUGGCAGCCUUUCACCCAGCACAACAAUUGGCUCAUCCUCCAGGCGACAGCACCCAGUUCCAUGCAGCCGGAGCGAGCGGAGAUCCGGGAAAGGCGAAAGGAACCGGAACGACUUCCUGUCAAUUUCUACGCCUACAACCAUCGCUAUAACGAGAGCUCUACAACGCCGGGCGGAAAUUACAAACCGAAUCCUCCCAACGAUCCAUCCAGCUAUGUUCUGGCCAUCAGCCAGCAGAUGCGGCGGGGCCAACUCCUCCGCCAGCUGCCAAAAGCGGAGGAUGUCGAGCCGGAAGUUCAAAAGGUGGCUGCGACUUUAACCCACCCGGUUAAUGGUGAUGACGAUAAUAAUCAAGAUGAUGAAAACAGAAUCCUUCCCGGGGGACCAGGAGAUGGCGAACAGGCGUCGCUCCGGGGCGCGGAAUCCUACUUGGAGCCCUUUGAACGCGCCCUGGUGAAAGUGCGCGACUUCUGCGACGCCCUAAGAAGCGUGAUUAGCGACGAGGCAGAUGAGACGGGUUCAAAUAAAUUGGAUGCCACCGCAGGAGAAGGAGCAGCCGCCGCACAGCCACCAGGUGCAACUUCAAAGGAGCUCCUGGUUCAAGGUCGCUCUCAACGCCUGGCAUCUGCGUUAUCCGAGGGCCGCAAGCUCAAGAAGCUGAAGAAGAAGAUCCAGAAGCUGUUUUUCCCCCUGCUGAUUGCCUACAAGCUCAAGUUCCUCACCCUCAUCCCGGUCCUAAUCGGCGGACUCACGCUGCUCGUAGGCACCACGGGCCUGGCCGGCUUCUUCUUCGCUCUCUUUACGGCUGUAAUGAGCCUGAAGAGCUCCGGAGGUGGCGGCCAUGCCAGCAAGUCACUUGUCUUGAAGAAGCUCUGAUGAGUGCCGCCUUAAAACCCAUUCAAAUUACCUAUUUGGGUAGAGUUGGCCAACUGCUCGACCAGCAUUGAGUUGUCCGGUCGGUCGGUGGCUAUAAGCAAGUGACGUCGCCGAUUUUCAGCGAUAACAACGACGCGCCCGCAAGUGAAAUGAAGUAUGUAAAUAACAACAAAAUCACCCAUUAGUGAAUUUUAAAUACUCUGUCUUAAAUACUGCUAUCUUAGACACGGUCUUUAAUAUAAAUGACAAUUAUUUGCAGCUCCAUAAGAUAUUAGAGCUUUACGAAAACUACUAUUUCUUUUUUAGCCUUUUAAUUUAUGAAAACAUUUUUCUUAUGUUAAACACAACACGGUUUGGUUUAAGGUUUUUCUCUUGCUAAAGUCAAAUUAUUUUAUUUUUGCAUAGAUGGGCUGUUAAUUGUAAGUAUUUAUUGAUCUUAAAAUUUUAAGAUUUGACGAACAAGUCUCUGUAAACUAUAAGAUGAUCGAUCUUGACGACUUUAAUUAUAUUUUACUGAGCAUUAGGAACCAUAUUCUUCCUAAAUUUUUACUAAUUCGAUCCACUCACCUAU